Cercocebus atys (sooty mangabey) is the source of this 1478-nucleotide messenger RNA. It is a transcript of the gene MRPL1, whose product is annotated as mitochondrial ribosomal protein L1. Gene Ontology annotation, molecular function: RNA binding; structural constituent of ribosome. NCBI's taxonomy places the organism in Eukaryota, Metazoa, Chordata, Mammalia, Primates, Cercopithecidae. The coding region runs from base 323 to 1297 and encodes 324 amino acids. The record is from RefSeq and is a predicted model, not a curated record. Gene Ontology annotation, cellular component: large ribosomal subunit; mitochondrion. Gene Ontology annotation, biological process: translation. The transcript has 9 exons.
UCUGAGUACACUUGCACGACCAAAGAAGAAAAAGAGGAAGAAGAAAGGAUUAAAAUAAUCACGGCAUCGCCAACAGGAUCGUACUUUUCCGAAGGUGGUUAACCAGCCAUACCGGAACCACGAAACACAGGGUCCUGUGCAGCACGGAGGACUAACAGUAACACCGCCACGCCGGCAGCAAAGUUCAUUUUGGUCCCCGCCCCGUUCCUCUUGCUUCUUUUAACUCCUUCCCCCUUUGCCCAUUCUAGAACGGAACCCUUUUUUAAUUCUUCCCAAUAGAAACGUAGGAACAAUUUCGUGAACGCAAUCCGGAGUGCCCAACAUGGCGGCGGCCGUAAGGUGCAUGGGUAGAGCCUUGAUACAUCAUCAAAGGCAUAGCCUUUCCAAGAUGGUUUAUCAGACAUCAGUUUGUUCUUGUUCUGUAAACAUUCAAGUGCCCAACAGACAUUUUGCUGCUGCUACAAAGUCUGCAAAGAAAACAAAAAAUGUUGCUAAAGAAAAAACACCAGAUGAGAAAAAAGAUGAAAUAGAAAAAAUAAAAGCAUAUCCCUAUAUGGAAGGCGAACCUGAGGAUGAUGUCUAUUUAAAACGGUUAUACCCGAGGCAGAUAUAUGAUGUGGAGAAAGCUGUUCACUUACUUAAGAAAUUUCAAGUUCUUGACUUUACUGGUCCAAAGCAAAGUGUUUAUCUUGAUUUGACACUGGAUAUGACACAGGGAAGGAAGAAAAACGUGGCGCCAUUUACCAGUGUUCUUAGUUUGCCAUACCCAUUUGCUUCGGAAAUCAAUAAAGUUGCUGUAUUUACAGAGAAUGCAUCAGAGGUGAAAAUAGCAGAAGAAAAUGGAGCUGCAUUUGCAGGAGGCACUAGUCUGAUACAGAAGAUUUGGGAUGAUGAAAUUGUUGUAGACUUUUAUGUAGCUGUUCCAGAAAUAAUGCCUGAACUUAAUCGAUUAAGGAAGAAGCUGGGUAAAAGAUUUCCAAGGGUUUCUCAAAAUUCCAUUGGCCGUGACAUCCCCAAAAUGCUUGAAUUCUUCAAAAAUGGACAUGAAAUUAAGGUAGAUGAAGAAAGGGAGAAUUUUCUGCAGACCAAAAUAGCAAGAUUGGAUAUGUCAAGUGACCAGAUAGCUGCCAAUCUACAAGCAGUUAUUAAUGAAGUUUGUAGGCACAGACCACUGAAUUUGGGUCCCUUUGUGAUACGUGCUUUCCUUCGUAGUUCAACAAGUGAAGGUUUAUUACUGAAGAUUGAUCCAUUGUUGCCUAAAGAAGUAAAAAAUGAAGAAAGUAAAAAAGACAUCUAAAUGUGUUGAAUUGUGAAAUUACUUUAAGUGGUUUAAGAAGCAAUGGAGAAAAUUAUGAAACUGCAUAAUUUUUACAUUUGAUGUCUCGUUAUUGAUCAUACUUGAAAGUGAACUUUAACACUGAAAAAUCUUAGUCAUUUCAAGAAUAAGAAAAUAAAAUUUUCUCUUUGUCUGAACCUGC